AGAAAUGCCAGGAUUUUCAGAGGAAAGAAGGCUUCUCAGAGAGCUGUUUGUGCCAAGAUCUGCUCAACCAUCUCUGCGAUUUUGAAUCUGGGGUGUCUUCGUGACUGUGCUUCUUCAAGAGCCAUCCUUAAGGAUUGGAACAUCUCCCCGUCUCGCUGCAGACCUCCUCCGCGGCCACCGGACUAAGAUUUUGGGUGGUUUAGCCGCCUCUCCUUGAUACCACCGGAAGUUCUCUUGUGUAUGGCAAUUGCCGUUAAUGGCAGUUACCACUUGCUUUCAAUGUUUCGUUGUUGGACUCGCCCUUUGGGCUUUUUAUGUUUGUAAUUUUCUUCCUUGGCCCAACGGUCCAUUGUAAAAUUCUCCUUCAAAAAUUGCUUUAAUUUUCGAAAAAAAAAAAAAAGAUAAUGAAGUUGUUUUUGUUACAUUUAUUCCUGACAAGACCGUUACUGAUUUUCUUUUUGAAUACCUAAUUUUAGACUUAUAUACUGAAAGAUCGAAUGUCAAAUUUGGGGACUUUUUGACAACAAUUUCAAUAAUCUUGAUGUACUACUGCUUAUUAAUACAAUUUAUAUUUAUAUUGAACCAACAAGUAACAUGUUUUAUGGCAAUUAAUAAACCCAACUCUGUAAAUAUUAUGCAAUACGACUUAGGCAAGUCAUUAUUCAACUCUCUGAGUCAACAAGUGAGCAACGAACAGGGUCCUCUUUAACCUCGGCAAUUAUCAGCCGAUGCCAGCAACAUUUUUGUAUUCUGAUGAUCGUUUCUCCAGCGCAUCCCAUCUUCUCCAUAGUUUGAUUCAUUUUUGAAGAAUUUGUACGAGAACCAUGGCUUCAAUAUAAAACCAUGAGGAAUCUUCAAAGAAAGUGAAAAAACUUCACAAGAAGGGAGAUAGGAUCAGCAGUUUGACAGACUCUCUACUUGUUCACACUCUCUCUUUCCUUCCUACAAAAUACACAGUUGGAACCAGCACACUCUCAUCAAGAUGGAAACACCUAUGGGCUUCUGUUCCCACUCUAGACUUCGAUGGCAACUUGACAUUUAAACCUCAUUCAGAUAUGACUUCUUCCAACUUCAUGAACUUUAUUGAUCGAGUUCUUUUCAAUCAUGAAUCGUCCUGUAUUCAGAAGUUUUGUUUGAAAUGUAAUGAAAAAACUGAUUUAUUUAGAAUAUAUACAUGGAUAAGUGUAGCCAUAAAACGUGGUGUUCAAGAACUUGAUAUACAUUUUGGAUCACGUGGGCAAGAUGUUGACUUACCUAUAAGCCUCUUCACUUGCCCAACAUUGAUGGUCUUGAAACUGGGAAAUGAAGUUAGAUUUAAUGUUCCUUGCUCUUCCUAUUUCAGAAGUCUCAGGAUUCUCCAUGUUUCAUUUGAGUAUCUUGACAAUGACUGGAUGCAAAAUCUCGUGCGUAACUGCCCUGUUCCUGAAGAUCUGUCAAUAGAAGGAAUGGUUCCGAAUAAUAAUGAAGAACUAAUUAUUGAUUUCUCCACCCCUGCUUUGAAGAGUUUAAAACUAGACUUUGAUGCAGAAGAGUAUUCUAAAAAAAUUGAGUCAACCAAACAACAUGCUGAUCGUGUUCUUGUGAUUCUCAGGGAAAUUUGUACUGUCAAAUAUCCAUCUCUCGGCGCUGAUACCAUGGGGGCUCUCGACUAUGCUCGUGACAAUGAACUGCUUUUGUUCACUAAUUUGAUUCGUUUGGAGCUGCAUUGUUGGAUGCACGAUGAAGAUAAUGCUUCUGAGGAUUUCAAUUUUGUUGAACAAGAAGUGGUGCCUUGUUGUCUGUCGAUGCAUCUUCAAGAAAUUGAAAUUUCUGGAGUUAGGGGGCUGAGUGGUGGGCUGAGGCUGAUGGAGUAUUUUCUGACAAAUGGCAGUGUAUUGCAUAAGAUGACAAUCAAUUCUUGUAAUUCAGUAGAAAAGCAAGAGAGAGAGGAGCUUCUCAAGAAACUGCUAAUGUUUCGAAGAGGUUCAAUAAACUGUCAAAUUUUAUUUUUGUAAGAUCUUUUCUGUCACGCGAUCACGAGGGCUUGUAUCUUUAGUUGCACCUGUUCUUUCUGUUUUUGUUACAUUUAUUGGUGAGAAGGCAGUUACUGAUUUUCGCUUUGAA
This is a messenger RNA of Cornus florida, 2103 nucleotides long. RefSeq names its product putative F-box/FBD/LRR-repeat protein At5g62970. Bases 1056 to 1994 code for a protein of 312 amino acids. The transcript is spliced from 5 exons. The record is from RefSeq and is a predicted model, not a curated record. NCBI's taxonomy places the organism in Eukaryota, Viridiplantae, Streptophyta, Magnoliopsida, Cornales, Cornaceae.